AUGGAACCAGGGGCUACCAGUGUUUUGAUUCUUCGCUUUCUAGCAUUGAUUGGUUCUCUCCGUGUCUGUCACGGCAAAAUCAAGUCUUUUAAUGUGGCCAAGCUAACAAAUGGAAGCAUUGGUUUCAUUCAACAGACAGACGAAGUGGCUCUAGUUUGUGAUACCGAUGCCGAAGUGUCCACAAUUGAAAUAAUACGAAUUGACGAUAAGACCACAGUCAGCAUGUCCCGAAAAUGGGAAAGGUCCCUCACAUACCACAUCAAAAGUGUUUCAUGCUCUGAUAUGGGAAGCUAUGAAUGUGUUGAAGAUAGGACAGAACGAAUGACUGCAGAUCUGGUCAUUCUAAACUGUCCACUUCAACCUUGCGAUGGUGCAAGUGUCCGGAGAACGAUAUUUGUCAAUACCGGUGAAAACGUCAAAUUCUCUGUCUGUGUCCUAGCAGUUCAGAAAAUUGCUGACUAUGCACUGUUCAAUGGCGAACAGAUUAGAAAGAAAAAUCAUACAACUGACUGGACAUGGGAUUAUGAGAGGGUUGUUUCCCCGGUUCUAUCCAUUAGCAGAUAUCAUAUUCAUGUCAAGCGUGAUCAAGUGGAUACAGAGACGUAUGGACUUUUGAAUUUAACGAUAUCAAGCGAUCAGGGUCUAACGUAUCAAGUCAACUUUACUAUCAUACUUGAACCUUCAGGUCCUCCAGACUGCUCCACAAAUAUCACAGUUACAGAUUUUGGACACGAUUACGUCACCAUCUCCUGGGUUCCCGGACUGGAUCGCGGCUCCAGACAACAUUUUACUGUUUACCAGUCCACAGACAACCUCGCCUGGCUCAGUCCUGGAGUCGACACAGAAAAUUCAACAGUUAGCGUGAAAGGGUUGAGUUCAAAUACCUCUUAUUAUUUCAGAGUUGUUUCUCUAAAUCAAUACCAGAAAUCACACGAUGCUAGUACUUGUCAGGAAACAGUGUUUGUAACGACAAGUAGGUACAUUUUCUUGGUCUUUGGAUGA
Messenger RNA from Candidula unifasciata, 1002 nucleotides. NCBI's taxonomy places the organism in Eukaryota, Metazoa, Mollusca, Gastropoda, Stylommatophora, Geomitridae. The record is from the annotation of a GenBank genome assembly.